Molecule: messenger RNA, 1446 nt
Organism: Cladophialophora carrionii CBS 160.54
Lineage: Eukaryota; Fungi; Ascomycota; Eurotiomycetes; Chaetothyriales; Herpotrichiellaceae
Exons: 2
Coding region: 1-1446 (481 amino acids)
Molecular function (GO): N-acetyltransferase activity
Source: RefSeq, a predicted model, not a curated record
AUGGCCGAACUUGACCUGAAAAAGAUACGGCCAUUAGGCAAGCUGGAAGAAGUCGCGGCCGUCGCCCAUCACAUUGACUUCUUCACGAAUACGGGGUUGUCAGUGCACUACCGGCCGUCUCAGCCCGCUCCCAAUCUUCCAGAAGUCAUAUAUCACGCGGUGGCAGAUGUGGUGGGAGCACAUCCCAUCCUGUUUGCCGUCCCAGUGGGUGCCGGUCGUACCCAAGAGCCGUACUGGGGCCGCCUGCCGUCGAUUGACAUCAAGAAAGCCGUGACGUUCGUGGAGCGCAGCACGCCCUCGGGUACCGACAGCGAAGGCCGAGAUAAGGAACUUGAUGCACUGCUCGAGAAUCAGCACAACACCAAUUUCAAGUCAGGCUACGGCACUCUGCCAGUAUGGCGGAUGGUGAUCGUGCGGGACCCGGGAGUGAACCAUGAAUUCACGGCGUGCCUGAUCGCUCACCACUCCAUGAGCGACGGGACCGGUCUUCAAGUCUUCCACAACUCCUUCCAGAGUGCCCUGUCGGAUGCUUCUUCAUCAUCCUCACGCUUGUCGGAGGCAGCCGAGCACGUCGUCUUCUCGAAUGCCGAUGACCCGAUCGCUCCCUCGCUCGAACAGGUUCAUCCCCUGCCGGUCCCGGCUGAACCUCCGGCGGCCGACGCAACAGGGAUCAUGGACUGGACGGGCACUCCCGUUCAGGCGCCCUGCAAGACACGCUACCUGUCACUGUCUCUGGCACCGCACCUUGCACAGUCCUUUGCACAGGACUGCAAGAAGCACAAGGCAACGCCAGCGACGGCCUUGCCAUCGCUGAUCGCGAGGUUGCUCUUCCACCACCUCCCACCACCGACACCGGAAGCCUUGCUCUGCAACAUCCCCGUCAGCUUGCGGCCGGAUCUGGCCCCCAACGUUGUCGAAGGUGUCAUGGGCAAUUUCAUCGACGCUUUCAAGGUCAAAUUACUGCGCGCCGAUCUCGACAAGCCCGAAGACUCUGUCGCCCAGCGCGUGAACUCGUGGGACAUAUGGACGCACGCGAGGAAAAUCCAACAAGGCACACGACGGUACUAUGCGAACGCUUCCCCUUCGGGCCAGCCGUACACCAACAUUGCCUUUUUCAAAUUGAUUCCCGACCUCAACGCCGCAUUGACGGCAACACUGGGAAACGCCCGGGGCGAAUCCUUCGAGGUGUCCAACCUGGGCACUUUCUCGCAACCCAAGAAUCUCAAGGAAGGGUCCGGCAGCCCGGUGUGGCAGGCCGGGAAGGUGACUAUCAGUCGAUGUGCAUAUGCCGCUGGAGGGCCAUUGGUGGUUUGUGUGUUGGGUAGCGACGAGAAUCUCGGGUUCGGGUUUACGUGGCAGGAGGGUGCUAUUCCUGAUGAUGUCGUCGACAAGGUCGUCAAUGGCGUGCGAAUGUGUUUAGAUCCCUCUCAGGCGGCUGUGUCGUAG